AUGCCGCGCCGCCAGUUCGUGGCCGAUCUUGACAAGGCGAAGACAGAUGUGCUACCAGUCGGAAUCAGCGACGUCAAGGCCGGCGAAGAUGAUGGUCAGAUCGAGUUCCUCUUCACCGGCGGUCCAAACGGACUGCCGUUUGGUGCUGUAAAGAUCACCGCCCUUGUUCCCGAACUCUCUGAGUAUCCGAAAUCACACGAGUACAUGAUCUUCGCCGGCGAUGACACACCACCUCAGAUCUCCAAUGCCCUAGAGAACGUCCGUGGCACAAACCGGAAGACAGUCUUCGAAUUACUGGACAUCAUCUCCGCCACGCUCACUCGACUGUCCCCUGACAAGGAUGGCGACUCACAGAUGCCGGACUCGCAAUUCGAGGAGGAGCAGUAUGAAGAUGAGGACGACGACGACGUCUACGACUCGGACCAUGAAGCCUUCGAGGACUCCAUACCCGCGCACAACCCAGCAUACGCCACACAAGCACCCACUGCCACCACCAAGUCCGGCACUUCGACUCGACAGUUCCGGCAGCGCAUCCGCUCCGAUCUCAGGACGGCGAAAGCUGCGGGCUUCAAAGUUGGCGUUCUUGGACACCUGAUGGAGGCUCAGAACUCGUAUGUCACCGUCUCCAUCCGCAUCUCAAAGCUGGGUGUCUCGGAGGAAGCGAUGCAGGCAUGGCAGGUCGAGCCGUCGGACUACCUGAUUCUCAUCAUCCAGUAUCCAAACGGGUACAAGACGAACGAGGAACUCCAGGGCUACGAUUCGUUGCGCCUCGUGCCAAACCUUGGAAUGAGGGUUGUUGCUGGCCGACGCUACAAGCCGACUUUACAGGAAGCCAUCAAAGCUUUUACUGUUGUGCGCAAGGAUGAACGCAUGAGCAUUGGAGGCACAAGCCUGCCGCCGCCAGAUGCAGUGGAUGCUGAGGAGUCUUCGAUCCGUGACACAUUCAUCUCCAAGCCUCUUGUCAAUCUCAUGCAGGAGCGCCUCGUGUCUUUGCUACGCUACCGCAGCGCCGGACUCGAUUGGCUCGGCGCAGAAGGUUUCUACCAAGAACAGAUCAACACGACUGCCAACGGUGGUGUCAACGCCGACAUUAUCCCAGAUCGCUUAUAUCAGAAAGAGGUGCUCUACGCCGCUCUGCCCGACAUCGUGAAAGCUGAUCACUACCAAUCACGUGGCACUACCCAGUACUCCUUCCCGCUACUCGCUAUGCAGUUUCUGGUGCGUCACUUCGUACGGUGCACGGAGUUCUGUCUGGUUUGCCAUCGCAAGCUGCAGACAGAUGUGGAAGCAAUCAAGCCAUAUGUCUGCGAGAACCCGCUGUGCUUGUAUCAGUACAUGUCUCUUGGCUUCGGACCGAGCAUUGAGCAUGAGGUACUGGCACAGCCAUAUGUCUGUGACUUACUGAUAUCUCUGUGCUACAACAGCGCAGCAACUCGUAAGCUCAAAGACUUUCCCGAUGGCCUAUCAAUCGUGGUACCACCAGUGGACUCGUCGAAGUAUAACGUCAUCGACGAAUACAGCUAUGGCUACCGCGGUCGCGGGAACACAGGGACACCAACUCCGCAGAAGAAGAGCUCGGUGGCUGCAACCAAGGCAGUAUACGAGGUUGGCUUUGACCGGAAUCGGCGUGAGAUCAUAUUUUGGGACCAGACGAUUGGUUGUCCAGUCAAGAGAGGCAGCUGGAUCGUAUUGAACUCAGAUGGGCUCGACGGCACUGAUCUACACUGCAGAGUCGCAGAGACAACAUUCUGGCCGACAAUCACCAUUGACGAGCCGGUGUCGGUACGUCAACAGCUCGGCGGUGGGACGACACCACAAACGCCAGCUGCGACAAGACCUGUCAGCCCAGCCACCACAGCGCCGCAGUGGGCAAGUGCAAGAUUCCAAGUCUACGAAGAGGACUUUGCCGACCUUGAGAAGGACGGAAAGUGUAUGGCAAUAUGCAGACUGCUCGAAACACUGCCAAAUGUACUGGAGAUGCGGGACUACUUGUCCAAGAGACACCCAGCCGAGCUGAAGCACUGGGUCGAGCGCGUUUCGUCAUCCGCUUUGACUGUCUUGCGCUGGAUCAUUGCCAGCAACCGCUCUCACAUACUGCAGGUCGAUGGCGAUGCCAAGUUCGACAGGGAUGGCAAGCCGCUGCCCAAGCACGCUUCGUCCGUAUUCACCAAGGAGCAGGAGCGUUGCUAUGGCAUGAAAGACUACAUGCAGUUUCGAUUCGCCAUGGGUGCUCCAGACAAGGAGCAGCGUUUCAUCACCGAGGUCCGCAACACUACCAGCCGUUUGAACCUCCAGUAUCCAACUCUGUUUGCAUGGCAUGGUUCACCACUCUACAACUGGCACAUGAUCAUCCGAGAGGGUCUACACUACAAGAACGUGGAUCAUGGUCGUGCAUACGGCGACGGCGUGUAUCACGCAAAGGAUUCAAGCACAUCGGGCGGGUAUUCUGGCAUGGGUGCACGAGGUGGCUACGGUCACGGCACCUGGCCUAAUAGUGUCCUCCGAAUUUCGAGUGCCAUCGCCUUGAAUGAGAUUGUCAACGCUCCCAGUGAGUUCACGAGCAACAAUCCCUUCUACGUUGUGAAGCAACUUGAGUGGAUCCAGACCCGAUACUUGUUCGUUCAGUGCGCGCCAACUUCCGAACAUAUUUCCAUUGGAGUCGAGAAGAAGCCGCAAAACGCUCAUCCACAAGAUCCGCUUCGCACUAUUCGUGGUGCUAGCGAUGUUAUCGCCAUUCCUGCUUCCGCCAUCAAGUCUGGAAAGACUGCUCGUGGCGUGCGUGCCGGCGAUGGCGAUUCGCCAAAGGAUCAGCCACAGAACAAGAAGGCUAAGCUCCUCUUUGGUAGUGCAGCCAACGAUCCCAUCGUCCUGGAUGACGACGAUGAUGACACUGUCAGCGUCGCGACAGAUGUCGCUGAUCUGGAAAUCCUCUUCGACGAGCCACCUGAGCCAAUCGUGGCACCACCUUCCAAGAAUCAGAAGUCAGCCGCAGAAAAGAUUGCAGAUCAGGGACCCAAGACCGACUUCGUGCCCGGCAGUCUGAACUUCAGCAAGCUGCCACUCAUGCCACUCCCAGAGUACGCCAGCACCGCGACUACCAAGCGUCUCAUGAAAGAGCUGCAGAGCUUGCGAAAAGUCCAAGACGCGACACCGCUUGCUGAGCUUGGUUGGUAUAUCGACGUCGACAAGAUUGAGAACGUGUAUCAGUGGAUCGUUGAACUUCACUCGUUCCACACCUUCGAGGGCAAGGGCAAACCACUGCCACUUGCCGAUGACAUGAAGAAGCAGAGGGUGAAGAGUGUCGUCCUUGAGAUUCGCUUCAACAAGGACUUCCCGUUCACACCACCAUACGUCCGCGUCAUCCGUCCACGCUUCCUGUCGCUCGGUCAAGGUGGUGGUGGCCACAUCGUGCUUGGUGGUGCAAUGUGCAUGGAGCUCCUGACCAACACUGGCUGGUCGUCAGUCUCAUCCAUGGAAUCUGUGCUGAUGCAAAUUCGCAUGGCCAUCGCAUCUGAGCCGUACGCUCGACUUUCGCCUGCUAAUGGACAGGGCGACUAUGGCAUAGGUGAAGCUGCUGAUGGUUACGUACGUGCCUGCCACACUCACGGGUGGCAAGUACCACCUGGUUUCAAGGAGAUGGCUUAUGGCCAUGGCAGUAACGGCAAAUACUAG
Molecule: messenger RNA, 3672 nt
Organism: Fulvia fulva
Lineage: Eukaryota; Fungi; Ascomycota; Dothideomycetes; Mycosphaerellales; Mycosphaerellaceae
Product: Ubiquitin-conjugating enzyme E2 Q2
Exons: 1
Coding region: 1-3672 (1223 amino acids)
Molecular function (GO): NAD+ poly-ADP-ribosyltransferase activity
Source: RefSeq, a predicted model, not a curated record